Molecule: messenger RNA, 5381 nt
Organism: Aspergillus ibericus CBS 121593
Lineage: Eukaryota; Fungi; Ascomycota; Eurotiomycetes; Eurotiales; Aspergillaceae
Product: aminophospholipid-translocating P4-type ATPase DNF3
Exons: 1
Coding region: 337-5361 (1674 amino acids)
Biological process (GO): phospholipid translocation; post-Golgi vesicle-mediated transport; intracellular protein transport
Cellular component (GO): plasma membrane
Molecular function (GO): ATP hydrolysis activity; ATPase-coupled intramembrane lipid carrier activity; ATP binding
Source: RefSeq, a predicted model, not a curated record
CGUUUCCGCCUGUUUCAACCAUCGCUCCUCGUCGCAUUCGCCCUCCUCUUCGCCUCCUAUACCUCCCUACCUUGUCCUUUCGAUACCUCCGCGAGUCGAGUCGAUUAUACAGUGCGCUGGGUGGUUUGCUGUCGGUGUCUGGUAUAUGCGGGCAUAACGGGUUUGUUGUCUUGCUGUUGCUGGGUCUAAGGAUGAGUCAAGGUUUCUACGAACUUAGCUCUACGACUACCGAUACAUUGUUCGAUCGCUUUCCCCUACGCUCGAGAUUUGAAGUGAACUGGUAGGAGGGAUACGGGUAUUGUGGUAGCGACAACGUCCAGGCUUUGCUAUUACGCCAUGUCCCGACCUGAUGAUGUACCCGAGUCCAAUGCCGGUUCGCAGGAAAGCACGGAGGAACAACCAACAACGACAGGAGAGCUCGCAGGGGAGCCCGCUCCCACAUCACUACCCCGGAGCCAGUCCUUGAAUAUACAUGCCGCUCGAGGCGAUGCACUUCCCAGCCGACCGUCCUUGUCGCCAUCUCGAACCCGGUCAGAUGCCGGUCGGAGGCCGUCGCAACACCAUGUUCGCUUCUCAACCGACUUGGAGCGUCCAUCCGCGGAGGAAGUCGGAAAUCAACGACCCGGGUCGAGGGGAUUGACGAUCAACACGAACAUCGCACAAUUGCAGGUCCCCGCAUCGGGCAGAUCCCCGGGCCAUGGAGCGACCUCGCCCUUGUCUCCGCAUUCCACAUUAUCCCCUCCUUCCCCGCAGAGUCCGGAAUCUGUUGGCCGCUCGCGGUCACGUCAUCGUGGAUACUCGCUCCGACGGACAAUCUUCGCAAAGAACAUCGAGUCAGCGGUUACGUCUCCGGGUGCGAUUGAAUUGAGCCAGGCUCAGGAUGUUAGCCCACAACCUGAAGAACCUGCCACUGAAGGAACCCCCGUCGAAGAACCUCCCAUUACAGUGCCUGUUAGGAGACCGGCAGACGUACCACGCACGCCAACUGAGGAUGAGAAGCAAGAUGUGCUGGUGACACAGAGAUCCGCAUCGGAUACCAAUCUGGACCUCUCAACGACAUACUACUCUGAGCCGUCGGAGAACCUCAAGGAUAGGAAGCACCUCUCCACAAGUAUCUCAUAUGAGAAAUGGCUUCAGCAAAGGGCAGCAGUGGCCACUCUGAAGCUGCGUGUGAAGGAUAUGCUCGAGACUGCCCGCAAAGCCAUCCUUCGCAUCAAAGACAUCCCCCCGAGCAAAGACGGUCGUCACAUCGAUCUUGAUGCUACCCGCACCGAAGUCCUUAUUGAUGAGAGAACGGGAACCCCUUAUGUCGGCAACUCUAUCCGGUCCAGUCGUUAUAGCUUCUGGAGCUUUUUCCCCCGCCAGCUGUUUGCGCAGUUUACGAAGCUGGCCAAUUUCUACUUUCUUAUCGUUGCCAUUUUACAGAUGAUCCCUGGUCUGAGUACGACCGGUUCCUAUACCACCCUUGUCCCGCUGUUGAUCUUUGUCGCUAUCUCGAUGGGCAAAGAGGGCUUUGAUGACUGGCGUCGCUACCGCUUAGAUAAGGAAGAAAAUAACCGAUAUGCGUUUGUCCUACGCCCUGGUGCUGGGAUGUUCACGCAGACGGAGCCCAGUGACAGCAUCUCCGUAUCGAGUGAGUCUCGGGAUUGGGCUCCGGUAAAGUGGAAGGAUAUCCAGGUUGGAGAUGUCAUCAGAUUGGAGCGUGAUCAGCCUGUGCCAGCAGAUAUGGUCUUGCUCCACGCAGACGGACCGAAUGGCGUCGCAUAUAUUGAGACCAUGGCUCUAGACGGCGAGACAAACCUCAAAAACAAGCAGCCGUCUCAGCCUGUGGCCAAAGUGUGUGGUACCGUGGAGGGAAUCUGCAGCAAUGCCCUCCAUUUCGCCGUCGAAGACCCUAACAUGGACCUCUACAAGUUCGACGGAAAUGUUACCAUUGCCGAGGACGAGAAGCUGCCCUUGACCAACAACGAGAUCGUGUACCGCGGAAGCAUCCUGCGCAACACCGAGUGUGCAUAUGGUAUGGUCAUCUAUACCGGCGAGGAGUGUAAAAUCCGGAUGAAUGCGAACAAGAAUCCUCGGAUCAAGUCCCCGUCCCUUCAGGCCAAGGUCAACCGGGUCGUCAUGCUGAUCGUGCUGAUGGUCGUUAUCCUGGCGGUCGCAUGUACUCUGGCCUAUAAGUUCUGGUUCCAUGAGCAGGUCGAACCCAAGUCAUGGUAUCUCUCGCAAGCGAGUGUGGCCAUCGGGCCCAUUUUCACCUCCUUCCUGAUCAUGUUCAAUACGAUGAUUCCCAUCUCGCUGUACGUGAGUAUGGAAAUCGUGAAGGUCGCCCAGAUGCUCCUGAUGAACACCGAUAUCGACAUGUAUGAUCCAGAGACCGACACGCCGAUCGAGGCUCGCACCUCCACGAUCAACGAGGAGCUAGGCCAAGUCAGCUAUAUCUUCUCCGACAAGACCGGUACCUUGACCAACAAUUCGAUGCGUUUCCGGAAGAUGAGCGUGGCCGGCACCGCAUGGUACCAUGACUUUGAUCUCGUCGAAGAGGCGGCCAAGGCCGGCGAGCAAACGAAGCUGAUCCACAAGAAGCGCAAUGCGAAAGGAAAGAAGGCGCUCAGCCGCAAGUCCAAUGUCUCCGAGGUCCGCAGAGAGCCUCCCAGAACGUCCAUGUCCAUGACGAACGGACAGCGUGGCGCUUCGAUGCGCAACAACCGUACCACUGAUAUGCUCAAGUAUAUCCAGCGCAAGCCAUACACCGUCUUUGCUCGCAAAGCCAAGAUGUUUAUCCUAGCGCUGGCGCUGUGUCACACUUGUAUUCCCGAAGACGACGAAGCUGGUAAUGUUUCCUUCCAGGCCGCAUCUCCUGAUGAGUUGGCGUUGGUCAUGGCGGCCCAGGAGCUUGGGUACAUUGUUCGCGAUCGGCAACCCAACACAUUGACCAUCCGGACUUAUCCCAACGGCCCCGACGAUAGGCCCUGUGAUGAGGUCUAUGAGAUCAUGGACGUGAUUGAGUUUUCGAGCGCCCGUAAACGGAUGUCGGUCGUGGUGCGGAUGCCUGAUCAACGCAUUUGUCUGUUCUGCAAGGGUGCCGAUAGCAUUUUGAUGCGCCUGCUGAAACGCGCCGCGCUCGCGCAAGAGAAGGCCGUGGAGAUUGAGAGGCGCGUUAGCAAACGCAAGGCGGCCGAGGCUGCCCAAGUCGUGCGACGGAACAGCGAGUACCACAGCCGAAAGGAUAGUGGGCUUCGGACCAGCUUCGGUCGGCCGAGCAUGGCCCGUCGGCGCUCCAGCGUUACCGGCGAUCACGUGUCCGCCUUGAGGGAGAGCAUCGAUGUGUGGCUCCGUGACAGGGAGACUGAUGGCGGUAUGCUGACGCGGGGCGACGACCCCGAAUACUACAGCCCUCGCCCCUCAGCCCAGCUGGGACGCGCUUCGAGCACAUGGUCGGACUCGGGCAGUUCCAUUCAUGAAAACGAGGAGGAAGACCUCGUGGAGGAGGCUUUGGUGGUCAACGAAACUGCCGUGUUCGAGCGGUGUUUCCAGCAUCUGAACGACUUUGCAACGGAGGGAUUGCGGACGCUCCUGUACGGGCACCGCUUCCUCGAUGACGCCACCUAUAAUAGCUGGAAAGCCGCCUACCGCGAGGCUUCCACGAGCCUGGUCGACCGACAGGAGAAAAUCGAACAGGUCGGAGAGCAGAUCGAGCAACAGCUGGAGUUGACGGGCGCGACAGCCAUCGAAGACAAGUUACAGCACGGCGUCCCCGAGGCGAUCGACAAACUGCGACGAGCCAACAUCAAAAUGUGGAUGCUGACUGGCGACAAGCGAGAGACCGCCAUCAACAUCGGGCACUCCUGUCGUCUGGUGAAGGACUACUCCACCCUUGUCAUUCUAGAUCAAGAGAACGGAGAGGUUGAGCAGUCGAUUGUCAAGUUGACCGGCGACAUCCUCAAGGGUACCGUGGCUCAUUCGGUUGUGGUAGUCGACGGGCAAACGCUCUCGAUGAUCGAGUCGGAUGAAAUUCUAGAGGCGCAGUUUUUCCGAUUGGCAGUCCUUGUUGACUCGGUCAUCUGCUGCCGUGCGAGCCCCAAGCAAAAGGCGUUCCUAGUCAAAUCGAUCCGUCAACAAGUCAAGGGUAGCGUGACCCUUGCGAUCGGCGAUGGCGCGAAUGAUAUUGCCAUGAUCCAGGAAGCCCACGUCGGCAUCGGCAUUACCGGCAAGGAGGGAUUGCAAGCGGCUCGGAUUUCGGACUAUUCGAUCGCCCAGUUCCGGUUCUUGCUCAAGCUGCUCCUGGUCCAUGGCCGGUGGAACUACAUCCGGGCGUGCAAGUACACGCUCGGGACCUUCUGGAAGGAAAUGCUGUUCUACCUGAGCCAGGCGUUGUACCAGCGCUGGAACGGGUACACCGGCACCAGUCUGUACGAGUCGUGGAGCUUGAGUAUGUUCAACACCCUGUUCACCUCGCUGGCGGUCAUCUUCCUUGGCAUCUUCACCAAAGACCUGUCCGCAUCCACUCUCUUGGCCGUUCCGGAGCUGUACACCAAAGGCCAGCGCCAUGGUGGGUUCAAUAUCCGGCUGUAUCUGGGUUGGACAUUCAUGGCUGCCUGCGAGGCGGUGUUGGUUUACUUUUGCAUGUUUGGGCUGUUCGAGAAUGUCAUGUUCACUCACACGGGAAGCGACAUCUUUUCGGCUGGUCUUCUCUCCUUCACGGCCUGUGUCAUCGUGAUCAACACCAAGCUGCAGGUUCUGGAGGUGCACAACAAGACAUAUUUGUGCCUGGCUGUGUGGAUAAUUUCAGUGGGUGGCUGGUUCUUGUGGAACCUGAUCCUGGAUGUCCGGUACAAUUUCAGCUCCGGCGACGGCAUCUACCACGUCCUGGGCAACUUUGUCUUUGCAUCCGGACACGAUCUCGCAUUCUGGGCGGCGCUGUUCAUCACCGUUGUCGCCGUGAUUGUCUUCGAAAUGACCGUGAGUUCCGUGCGGGCGUUGUUCUUCCCCACGGACGUGGACGUCUUCCAGGAGUAUGAGCAGGACUUGGACAUUCGGAAGCGGUUCGAGGAAGCCGCAGCUUCAGAGUUGCAGCAAGGCUGGGAUCACGGCAAGAAGAAAUCCAGCUUCGAGCUGGCCCGCGAGGAGGAGAUGGAAGCGCGCGAGCGGCAGAUUCGGGAGCUUCUGGCUCAGCCACGAGUGAUGAUGACCGGCUCCAAGACCGCUGGUCCGGUCGAGACGGAAGACGUGGAACUGGACGGGUAUGGAGUGAACACGACACCGGAGGAUGAGGAGGUCCCCCAAACCCCGCGCCGGUCAAUCGAGGUUCACGAGUUGUUUUCGAAGGGAUUUGGAGCGAUCCGGAAGGGGCAUUUGAAGUAAAACGAUUCGUGCCUGCUUGU